AUGUGUGUUUACUGGCUUCCUCCAGAAUAUUUUUAUGAAAUUGAUGAUGAAAACCAAAGUGAAGAAAAUCAAAUGUAUAAAGCAAUUGAAAAUCGUCCCAUGGGAUUUCACGCUAAACAAUUACUUCCUAACUCAACACAGGAAGCUCUUCUAGAACUUUCACUUUAUGGAAAUGUGGUAUUCAAAUUACCAAGUGAAAUGAAUGUAGAAAUGCCAGUACAUUUAAAUCCAUCACCCAUAAACAUUUCAAAUGACAUAAAUGAAAGAUCAAAUGAUACAAAAAUUAUUCAAAUUAAUGAAAGUCCAGAAAGUUCAAAGAUUUUAGUGAACGAAAAACCAGCAAAGUCUGAAGUUCUAAUAAAGCUUAUAAGUAAAACUAAUCGAAUCCAAGUAAAACCUUUAGAUAAUUUUGAACUUU
This is a messenger RNA of Racocetra fulgida, 418 nucleotides long. The record is from the annotation of a GenBank genome assembly. NCBI's taxonomy places the organism in Eukaryota, Fungi, Glomeromycota, Glomeromycetes, Diversisporales, Gigasporaceae.